ACCUUACUGAGGAGUUUUCAGAGUUUCCAACAACCCUUCCGUAACCUCCCCUUCUGCGUGGAGUUCUGCGGAUCAAAUAAGAACUCCUGCUCAUCUCCGCGCCCAUUGCUGUGAAGGUUGUUUUACUCAGAGAGUUCGGGCCGGCAAAUUGUGCGACUGCGAUGGAACAGUCUCCAGACCUAAAUGAACUCUUCUCGAAAUUCGUUCCCACCGCUUUUAGCGUCAUCGGGAAAGCAGCAUUAGCAGCAGUACUGUAUGGACUAGAAUAUCUGGUGGAUAAAAACAGCCCAUGUCCCUGUGAUCCGAAAUGGAAUGCUACCCAUUCGGAUCUUGCUUUUUGUGUGCCCACAGUCGUCCUCCUUCUCAUCAGUAUGAUGGUGGUACCCGGUUGUCGGCGAUUGUGUAAGUGUGGAACGUGCAGUCGAUGUCCCGAGUGUAAAAGGUGCAGUGGACGUUGCAAGUGUAGAAUGGGCAGUGGAAGUCCCAGGUGUGAAGAGCGCAAUCAAUGUCCCGAGUGUGGUUCACGGUGUCAAUGUAACUCUGCAAGCUGUGGUUGCUGGAACACCUGCAGAAAAAUUUGUUAUGGAUUGAACAUACUGAUGCAAGUAUCGAUCCCAUCUAUCAUAUGGGUUGUUAUUUUACUACUGGAUGGGGACUAUUUCGCCUGUUAUUACGCCCCUUCAGUCAACCAGACGCACGGCCAUCAGAAAUGCAAAGAGUUUUGCAGCCUCGAAACUUUGUCUUCUCUGCGCGAGCAUUGCUUCACGUCCCGGAAAAUUGGCAGCAUUUUGCUGGUGUCCUCUGUGGUCUUUCUGGUAUUACUAAAAUUCACUCCGAGAUGGACUUCUUGUGACUUUACUGAGGAGGGUUAUUACGAGUUCAAGUAUCAACGAGCGGUGGAAAAGAAGAAAUUGAGCAAGAUGAAGGAACAGUUGGGGAAGAGAGCGGCAGAGACUGCAAAUACGGAGGCCAGAAAGCUAAUUUCAGAACUGAAACUGAGCAGAUCUGAUCAGGGUGAACAGGACUCUAACCAAGGUGAACAGAACUCUAACCAAGGUGAACAGAACUCUAACCAAGUUGAUCAGAACUCUAACCAAGUUGAACAGAACUCUAACCAAGGUGAACAGAACUCUAACCAAGGUGAACAGAGCUCGAACCAAGUUGAACAGAACUCUAACCAAGGUGAACAGAGCUCGAACUAAACAAGAGAUACAAAUGCUGAUGAAGCUGGCCCCAGUGAAAGUUCAGCGUAACCAACUACGGGAGCCAUGUAUUCUGUGCUGUGCGUUAAUUAUCUUUAUUAUAAUAAGCAGUCAUAUUAGUGGGGCUGUGGUAAAAGCAAAUGGAAUAAAUAUCAUACUAUUGCUUAUUUCUCUGUAUGUCGUAGCUUGGAAAUGCAGAGGUCAUAUUUUUCCAGACUGCUUAAUAUCACUUGAUAUUGCUUCAAUAUUGUACGUUUUCUAAUUGCUAAUAAAGAAUCGA
Molecule: messenger RNA, 1482 nt
Organism: Mobula hypostoma (lesser devil ray)
Lineage: Eukaryota; Metazoa; Chordata; Chondrichthyes; Myliobatiformes; Myliobatidae
Exons: 2
Coding region: 162-1202 (346 amino acids)
Cellular component (GO): plasma membrane
Molecular function (GO): monoatomic cation channel activity
Source: RefSeq, a predicted model, not a curated record